Pecten maximus is the source of this 3437-nucleotide messenger RNA. Its product is annotated as UBX domain-containing protein 8-like. The record is from RefSeq and is a predicted model, not a curated record. NCBI's taxonomy places the organism in Eukaryota, Metazoa, Mollusca, Bivalvia, Pectinida, Pectinidae. The transcript is spliced from 7 exons. Gene Ontology annotation, cellular component: endoplasmic reticulum. Gene Ontology annotation, molecular function: ubiquitin binding. Bases 267 to 1088 code for a protein of 273 amino acids.
GUACAUAGAAAUCAUCGACUUCCGGAAGAAACAACAUCCGAUCAAAGCAUAUUUAAUCAUGGUUAUUUGAAAAAUUGAGAAUUACAAUAUUUAAUCGGCAAAACUGUUAAAAUAGUAACGUCAAAAAUUGUAAACUUUAGUAAAAGAAACAAUAUUGGUAACAAUAUACAAACCUUAAUUACAAUAUUGUGCCACUGGUUAGCAGACGAUUUUGACGUUUUGACAGACGGUCAUUGUCACUUAGUAGAACCGAGAACCUACUCGAUAUGGCUUAUGGGAAGAUGCUUAUUGUCAUGUCAACGGUUGGAUGCUUGAUAUAUUUUCAAACAGAUCCUGCCGCAUUUUUCAAGACCAUGAUCAAAAGCCUUUUUGCAUUAGGAGUCCUGACAUUUUUUAUCCAAUGUCUUUGGUCAAGAAUAUCAGCUUUGCUCAAGAGAUGGAUAUCAUCUCAAGCUGUACAUGCCCCUGAUGAAAAUGAAGAAGAAAAGCAGUCAAAAUUGAAAGUUCUUAAAGAUGAAGCUAGAUCCCAAAUACAAAAGGAACACUUGCUGAAGGCAGAAAAUUACAAGGACCGUAUCCUUAGACCUAGAGAAGAGGCCAAGAAGCGACAAAAAGAAGAGGACUACUACAAGUUCAUGGGUCCGACCUGGAAAGGGGAAGGACAAAGCCUAGGGGGUGAAAUAAUAGUUGAUAAUGAAGGAAAAAAACAGUCGGAGAUUGCUGCCCAUCACCGUCAUUUACCUGAGAGUAUUAAUGAGGACGUACUACAGGCAGCCAAGCAGGAGUUACAGAGACGAAAUAAAAAGAAGAUGCAUCUCCCAGAUGAACCACCAGAUGGAGCUCCAGACUGUGUACUGGUGACAUUACGGACUCCACUGAGGGAUCUACAACAACGAAGAUUUAAACACACAGAUACCAUACAGCAUGUAUUGGAUUACAUGACCUACAUUGGAUUUCAUCAGAAGAAAUAUACACUGGCAACAAGUUACCCACGUCAGUGCUUGUCAGACCAAAGGGAAGUAACUCUUGCAGACAUGGGCUUCAAGACGAGGACAACACUUAAUGUUGAGGAGAAAGACUGGGAAUAAUGACAACGUUGAUGAUAGUGCUUGUUGUAGUAAACAGGGUCAAUGUAUUUUGUGUUCUUAUACUCUUAUUACAAGUACUUUAUAAAGCUCCACUUCGAUUGAAGGGAAAAGAUUUUAUUUUCCAAGUUUUCCAAAAUAAUUGUCAGGCCUAUGACUUUCAAACCAGGGUCAUUUUCACAUAUAUGAUGAUGUAAUGGAGCAAAGUGUAUCUGAUUUAGAUGUUAUCACAGUCAAAGGUCACGUCAAAUAGCAAGAAGAUACUGAGCUGCUGAAAGCUGUGUUCUGCAUGGUUACCAAGGCAUUUUUAAAGAACCUAAUGGAUUUGUUUCAAAGUUUCAUGGUUUUCCCCCUUUUUUUUUUACUAAAAUGAGUACAGUAAAACCUCACUAUUAAGACCACCCGGGGGUCUGGGUCAAAGUGGUCUUAAUAGCGAGGUGGUCUCAAUACCAUAGUGGACCAAAUUGAGCUAGACCAUCAGGAACCGUAACUCUUAAUUGACUGAACUCAGGUGCAAGUUGUAUAGAUUUGGCUAAAUACAUGCCAUAGUCUUAAUUGAAUAAAAACAAAGACAAUUGUUUGUUUCUUACAAUUUAAUUAAUAACCAUUGGAUGCCUUAAAAUCACUCUCAGGUAUGUUCAGAUCCUUGGCGGAGUGCCUUCUCCUGUAUCAUGGGUCCGGAGACUGGUAUCUGUUGUCCGCGUAUACGCUGGAACCAUUGCCACAUAAGUUCAUUGAGUUCUUCUACCUUUUAGUUUAGAAGGGGGGAAUGCUUCAUCUCAGGUGACCUAUUGCAAACGCCUUUUGCCCAGCGUCGUGCGCCGUAAACAAUUUACAUUUUAGACUUCUCCAAUACUGCUGAACCAAAUUCAAUGAAAAUUUGCAGGAAGAUUCCUUGGCCAAAUGUCAAUUAAAAAUGCGAAUUUUAUGGUCCCAACCCCCAGGGGCUUGAGGGGCGGGUCCAAAAAGGUUCAAUUAAAUUAACUUUAAUAUUUCAAAACUCGGGUAAGCAUUAAGGCCCGCGCCUCUUGUUGUACACAAAGAUAUUAAUCAUCAUCAAGAAUUACCAUGUAAUCUCAAGAAAUUAAAUACAUGCAUUAUCCAUUCAUGUACUGUUUAGAUCUUUGUUAUAAAUACUCGAUGAUUUACAUUGUGUGUUUUACUAUUUAUGAAAGUUGAUCAUUGUAAUAUGUAACAGUUCAUUACUGUCAGAUUUGCUGUCUGAGCCAAUAUAUUGACUUCAGUAUCCCAUUGUUUACAUAAAUACUCGAUUGUUUAAAUGGUGAUUUACUAUUGAUGAAUGUUGAUCAUUAUAAUAGUGACAGUUCAUUAUUGUCAGAUUUGCUGUCAGUAUCCCAUUGUUUACAUAAAUACUUGAUUGUUUAAAUGGUGAUUUACUAUUGAUGAAUGUUGAUCAUUCUAAUAUGCGACAGUUCAUUACUGUCAGAUUUGCUGUCAGUAUCCCAUUGUUUACAUGUUUUCCUUUAGAGGUAUGUUGAUAUCAUUACUGUAGCAGUUCAUGGCUGUUACUUUAAUGUCGUAUAUGGGUUAGGUGUCUCUAUUCAUACAUUGAUUUUGAAAAAGAGUAGAAAGUUACCACUGUGAACCAAGUGAUACUUUCAAAUUAAGUAGUAUGGUAGUGUUGUGUUUGUAUAAUGUCCAGAACAGUGCUAUUAUAACUGUAUUGUUGUGCUGAUCAUAAGUCUUCCUGCUAAAUCUUCAUGAUAAUUACCUGGUCUACAGUACGUGUGUUUUCAUUUUGAUUCACCAGUCAAAUUUGACUGGAAUAUUAUGUCUAUCUGUCCAUACUCGCUCAACAUCCUUGUGGGGUGCAUUAACAUAUUCAUUUCGUCAAAAUAUCUUCCUCACCUAUAGGAGACAAAUUUUCACACAAUUUUCUUUUUUACUCAUAAUGCAGCAUUAAAUGUCACAGCUCAUGUGCUUUUUUAACGACGGAAUGAAUGGAAAUAAAAACAGAUUUAGAAAUUUGCAUCGUCUUGCAGGGUACAACCCACAAGUCGAUAGACAAAACACUACACCCCACAAGUUCAUCCGUGCAGGGUAAAUUUUUGUUUGUCUGGAAAGUUAGUGCCCUUUGUUUAUUACAGUAUUUAGUUUUCAUCUGGAGAUCAACAUUUUUCGUCAGAUCUCUUUGAAACUUUGUAUACCUUACACUGUAUAAUCAUAAUAUGAUAUUGUGUCUGCACCUACAUUUUUUUUUUAUCAAUUUCAUUGAAAAUUGUUGGGCUUUAAAAUCAUGACAUUUUCUGUUUGCCUGAAAAGAAUUUUGAUUUGAUAAUUUUUGCAAAAGUUAUUUUUCUACUAAUUCUUUGAAAAAUUUUGGAUUCAGCC